Penicillium egyptiacum is the source of this 1620-nucleotide messenger RNA. The record is from the annotation of a GenBank genome assembly. Lineage: Eukaryota; Fungi; Ascomycota; Eurotiomycetes; Eurotiales; Aspergillaceae.
AUGUCUAACAAUGAGCCGAAGGCUCCUGUCGGCACAGGCGAGGUCGAAAAUGGUUACACCUACCAUGGCUCGGGCACCGAGGACGAUCCAUUUGUGGUGGAGUUCCAAAAAGACGACCCCGGCAAUCCGAUGAACUGGGGUGAGUCCCGCAAAUGGUUCAUUGCAGCCAUUGCGACCCUCUCGGUCUUCGCUGUGACCUUUACUUCCUCUGCAUACUCGGUAUCGGCAAAUGAAGUCUUUAAGGACUUUGACAUCAGCACCGAGGUCUUCAUUGUCGGGCUUUCCCUCUUUGUGCUCGGAUUUGCGAUUGGUCCUGCCCUAUGGGGUCCUUUGGUAAUAAGUCUCGAUGGUGCCAUCCUAUACGCAUACUAUACACAUAGAGCUAACAUUGGCUCAAGGUCCGAACUAUACGGAAGACAGAGUCUCUGGAUUAUCACUCACACCGCCAUGGUCGCCUUUCUGGGAGGAUCCGCAGGUAGCCAAAACGUGGCUACACUCCUCAUCCUGAGAUUCUUUGCCGGCACAUUUGGCGGCUCGCCACUCGUCAACUCUGGCGGAACAAUUGCCGAUCUCUUCCCACCUGCUCAACGUGGUCUGGUAUUGACCAUCUAUUGUGUUGCGCCCUUCCUCGGUCCCAUUUUGGGGCCCAUAGUGGGUGGUUUCGUGUCUGAGAGCGUCGGGUGGAGAUGGGUCCAAGGUGUCUGCGUGAUCUUCAUUGGCGUAGUCGGCAUUCUGGGAAUCGUCUUCAUUCCUGAGACAUACGGCCCGGUGCUGCUUCAGCGACGGACGCAUCAACUGGCCAAGGCUGAUGGUAAGGUCUACGUGAGCGUCUUGGAAAAGAAUCAAGGAAAGAAGCUGCCAUCGGAAGUCUUCAAGCGUGCUUUGUUCCGUCCCUGGAUCUUCUUGUUCCUCGAGCCCAUCGUCCUGAUAGCGUCAGUUUACAUGGCUAUUAUUUACGGCACAGUCUACAUGUUCAUGGGUGCCAUGCCCAUCGUGUACAAUGAAGACCGUGGCUGGAGCGUGGGCAUCGGCGGACUGGCGUUCUUGGGAAUUGCUGUUGGCAUCAUCUUUGGCCUAAUCUAUGCCAUUUGGGACAACAACAGCCGCUACAUCAAGCUGUUUGCAGCAAAAUCCGCAACGCCCGAGUCCCGCCUGCCACCUGCGAUUGUUGGAGGUGUCGCCCUCCCCAUUGGCAUGUUCGCCUUUGCCUGGACAAACUACCCCAGCAUCCACUGGUCUGUCAGCAUCAUCCUGUCUGCACCGUUUGGAUUCGGCUGCGUGCUCGUCAUCCUGCCGAUCAUGAACUAUUUGAUCGACACUUACACCAUCUAUGCGGCCUCUGUCCUGGCUGCAGCUGCCAUCUUCCGCUCGGUCGUGGGCGCUGUGUUUCCCCUUUUCACAACACAGAUGUACCACAAUAUGGGAAUUCACUGGGCUUCCUCUAUCCCGGCAUUCUUGACUCUUCUAUGCAUGCCAUUCCCGUUGAUCAUGUAUCGCUACGGUGAAGCGGUCCGGAUGAAGUGCAAGUACUCAUUCGAAGCGGCAGAGAUGAUCAGGAAAAUGCAAGUGCAGCAAACAGCUGCUACUAGUACUACGGAGAAGGAAGGGUUCGUCGCCUGA